AUGACUCCAAUCAAGAGGUUGGUCGUAUUCAAUGAGACGUUUGCGUCACUUCAUAAGGACGGAAAUAUUUGCGUGAUGUGGCAUGAGGCUAUAAGAGGCAGGUCCGCGACGGAUGUUGCAUCGGCAUACUACAACGUAAUAAAAAAUUCAGACAAUGUUACCAGAAAAUUUACAUUCUGGGUAGACAACUGUUCUGCUCAGAACAAGAAUUGGACACUAUAUUCUGCUUUUGCGACUUUUGUAAAUUGUGAAUGGGGUCCAGAAAAGAUCACCCUAAAAUAUUUUGAACCAGGCCAUUCAUUUAUGGCUGCGGAUUCGGUUCAUGGCCGAAUCAGCACAGAAAUGAAAAAACACCCAAACAUUUAUGAUUUUGAACAGCUUCUGAAAAUAAUUGAGCAGUCCUCAAAAAAAACUAAAUGUUUGCCUAUAAAUAAUUUUGAUUUUUUCCUCUUUGAAGAUGGAAGCAAACAAAGAAAAAGCAAUAAUAUACCUCUUCUUGAAAAAAUUAAGCUCGCUCAGUUUCGCAAAGGAUGCAGACACUUGUUUUAUAAAGAAUGCCAUAAUGAAACUGUCUUUCAGGAAGUCGAGUUUUUGAAAAAAAAAGUUGAUCUCAAAUUCCCUAUACAUCCUUUUGUCGAGCCACUGGGAUUGAACUCAGAAAAAAGAGAAACAAUUUUAAAAAAAUUGGUACCAUCCUUCAAAGAUGAAAGAAAGAAACUAUUUUGGCAGUUUUUGCCAUCUAAUGAUAAUUCCAAAGACUUAUGUGUGGUAUCAGAGGCUUAG
Molecule: messenger RNA, 783 nt
Organism: Acanthoscelides obtectus
Lineage: Eukaryota; Metazoa; Arthropoda; Insecta; Coleoptera; Chrysomelidae
Source: the annotation of a GenBank genome assembly